Messenger RNA from Prorocentrum cordatum, 1758 nucleotides. The record is from the annotation of a GenBank genome assembly. NCBI's taxonomy places the organism in Eukaryota, Dinophyceae, Prorocentrales, Prorocentraceae.
AUGUCCGUGCAGGCUAUUGUUUGCGACAGGCUGUAUUCGUUUACAUUGUUUGUUAGCGCCACGCUGAUCAUCAUCGCCACGCUCGCCUUCGACUGCCGCGUGUCGAGCCGGUUCUGGAAGUUGCGGUAUUUGAAGUGGGAGCACGUCCUCUUCCGCACGCUCGAGUUGUAUGCGAAAUGCCUGGUUUGCCAUGGUUUCUUUUGGAUGGGCCGCAGGCACCCGUUGAUCGUGUGGCCUUUCCUAGUCUCCGAGUGGAUCCUCUGCAGCGCAGCGAUCUGCCGGGUGUCGGGAGCGGCAUCGUGGCGCGAGGCGGUGAUGGGAUACGCCUUUGUCGGACCCAAUCUUGCUCUCUUCGUGGACAAUCCAAGGUUUGCCAAGAGCGCCAGCCUUCUCACCCGUUACCACGACGAGAUACGGGUGUUGGAGGUAUUCGUGUUCUGUUGCUGGCUUACGAUCAGCUGGUCGCUGGACCCCGAGAGGAGGUCCAAUCUCACGCCCAAUGGUUUUUAUCCUAUCCCAGAAUUCUUUCGACCGUCCACCUACGUAGCCUUCUGGGUCGGCGUGUUCCUGAUCGCGCAGGCUGGUUGCAUCUUGCUUCGCUGUCGCUUGCUAUCGGGCACUCCCUCUUCGCAGGUCAAAGGUAGCCAGGACAGGACGCCUUCGCCACAAAACUCUUCGCCGAAUUUGACGGCUCCCUCCCCGAUCAUGGGCAAGCCUGCCGAUUUCGAUUUCCAGCGUUGGGAGAGCACUGGGCUUGGUGCCUACCUGUUCACGAAGGGGGUCGGGGACCAGUUCGAGUCCCUUUUGGAGAUCAUCUGCGAGAGCUCCGAGGACAGGCUGAAACUGUCCAGGCUGAGAAUUGUCCGGCAGCUGGGCGAGGGCGGUUUCGGGCGCGUGUUCGAAGUGCAGGAUUGCCGACACCGCCGCGGCGCCAGCCAACGCAGCGGUGUUUAUGCGUUGAAGUUGCAGCGAAAGAGCGCCGCCGCCAGCGUCGCCGUGCGAGAGGCGGAGAUGAUCCAUGAGUUAGACCACAUGUACAUCGUUGGAUUGGUCCGCGUCUUCCAUACCAACGCCUUCUACUGUAUCCUGAUGGAGCUGUGCGAGAUGGACCUCAACAGCCGCAUCCUGGCCAGUGUGGACGGCAUGGGCAUCGCCGCCGGGUUGCCCACCACGCAGGUGAAGCACUAUUCCGCGUGCAUCGCCCUUGCCCUAGAGCACCUCCACCACAGGGACUUUGUGUUUCGCGACCUGAAGCCAGAGAACGUGCUGACCACGGCGGCAGAGAACUGCUGCGACGGGCACAGCAGGAGCCACGCCAAGCUGGCGGACUUCGGGCUGGCCAGGUCCCUCGACCCCCGCCACCUGGCUCUCUCCCGCAAGGAAUUCUUCAGCAUGUGGUCGGGCACCCACGCCUUCAUGCCCGACGACGACUACCCCGAGGGCCUCCAAGCGAGCGACCCCAGGAUCCGCUCGGCCCUGUUCACCCGCGACUGGUACGCCUUCGGAUGCUGCCUGGUGCUCAUGCUGCUCGGCGAGCGCGCGGCGCGCACCGUGAGCCACGGUACGCGCCACGUGCUGCUCCCGCUGGCCCCGGAGACGGCGCGCGCCCAGCUGCCAGAGCGUGCCGGCGCCUGCGACGCCGACGCGCACGAGCUGGUGCUCGGGCUCGUCGCCGAGGCGGGCCAGCGCGCGGGAGAGGCCGCCGUGCGCGCAUGCCCGUUCCUGACUCAGGCGCUGGCCGAGGCGGAGGAGAGUUAG